Messenger RNA from Cryptomeria japonica (Japanese cedar), 1400 nucleotides. RefSeq names its product glycine-rich RNA-binding protein RZ1C. The record is from RefSeq and is a predicted model, not a curated record. Bases 278 to 1048 code for a protein of 256 amino acids. NCBI's taxonomy places the organism in Eukaryota, Viridiplantae, Streptophyta, Pinopsida, Cupressales, Cupressaceae. Gene Ontology annotation, molecular function: RNA binding; zinc ion binding. The transcript has 3 exons.
AUAUACGAUGUUUAAUGAGUAUGGAAGGAUAUUAUUAGUUGACGGUAAAGGUAAACCACUCGAAUUAGAGCUUCGUCGAACAAUUUAGGCUUUCCAAUGUUCUUUUCCUCCGUCGGUUCCCUAAAACCUGAAAAUUCCUCUACAAAGCUCUUAAGCCUUUCUUCGUCUGCUAAUUUAUGUCUUAAUUUACUUUGGUUGAAUCGUUUUCGCUUCGGCACUAACAGAACAGGGCUGCUUUCGUUUAUUACUUGUGUGAAGAGGAAAUUGCAGAGAAGCAAUGUCUGCGAAGGAGGAUUACCGUGUGUUUGUUGGGGGUCUUUCGUGGGACACCUCUGAUAGAGAGCUGGAGAGCACUUUCAGCCGCUUUGGCAAAGUUUUGGAAGCCCAGGUGAUGCUAGACAGAGAAACUGGUCGCCCUCGUGGCUUUGGCUUUGUAACUUUUUCUGAUAUGCGUGCCAUGGAAGAUGCCAUUGAUCAGUUACAUGGAAGAGAACUAAAUGGGAGGAACAUUUCUGUUAACAAAGCUCAACCUAAGGCAGGGCCAGAUUCUGAUUAUGGUUUUGGUGCCGGUUACAAUUCUGGAAGAGGGGACUAUGGUGACAAAGCACCAGGACGAUCUGAUUGCUUCAAGUGUGGUCGUCCUGGGCAUUGGGCAAGAGAAUGUACUGUUGGUGGUGGUGGUCGGUUUUCAUCACGCUCCAGAUAUGCUGGUGCAGGUCGUGGAGAUCGUUUUGGAGGGGAUCGUUAUGGUGACCGCUAUGAUGACCGCUAUAGUGGUGGUCGAUAUGGUGAAAGAGACCGUGGUGCUGAUAGUAGGGAUAGAUAUGGCAGUCGUGAUCGAUAUGGCAGUGAUCGCUAUGCAUCUGAUCGUUAUGCGCAGAAUGGAUAUGGAAAGGAACGGGGAUAUGAUCGUGAUGCUGCUCCUGGUAGGGGAACUGACCGUUAUGUUAGUGGUGGCCCUGCACGCUAUGAAGGAAGCUACAGAGAAAGACCAGCACCCUAUGACCGCCCAAGUCGUGGGCGUCCAGCUUAUGAUGAUCGCUAUUAAUGACUGAAUAGUUUUUGUGUUUUUUAGUGGAUCUCACUGAUGAAUGUUACUUUCAGGCCAUCUAGUUAUAGCAAUGAAAAAUCUGUGAUUGAUUGUGGCCAUGCUAGAUAUUGCAGUUGUACUACAUGAUCAUGAUUCAUGACCAGUUGUUUUCAUGUUGAUAGGAUUUUAUUUCAGCAGAAGUUGGUACACACAACCCACAUGAGUGUGGUUUUCGACUUGUUUUAAAGUGCAUCUCUCUUUAGAAGAGAUUGACAGUGCCUAUGAUAAUCAUCAUAUUUUGCAGUGCUUUUACCGUUUACUGUAAUAUUAGAAAUGGCAGAAAUCAGCAACAUGUUAGUGGUUUAUUGAA